Patella vulgata (common limpet) is the source of this 3465-nucleotide messenger RNA. RefSeq names its product enhancer of split mgamma protein. The record is from RefSeq and is a predicted model, not a curated record. Gene Ontology annotation, molecular function: DNA-binding transcription factor activity, RNA polymerase II-specific; RNA polymerase II cis-regulatory region sequence-specific DNA binding; protein dimerization activity. Gene Ontology annotation, cellular component: nucleus. Gene Ontology annotation, biological process: regulation of neurogenesis; regulation of transcription by RNA polymerase II; anterior/posterior pattern specification. Lineage: Eukaryota; Metazoa; Mollusca; Gastropoda; Patellidae. The transcript has 4 exons. The coding region runs from base 104 to 1009 and encodes 301 amino acids.
GAUAUUGAAGCUUAGUAUAAAGUGGUUUUACACGUACAACAUUCCUAUACAUUUCCUUGUCUAUUUUGCUCCAAGUUUGUCCAUCAUUUCCAAGGACGCCUGAAUGUGUUCAUCAGAAAUGAGCGACACACAGAAAGAGGAGAAACGUCCGAUGUCUUCCUCAAAUCGUAGGAGUAACAAGCCUUUAAUGGAGAAACGCCGUCGUGCUCGUAUUAAUGAAUGUUUAGUAGAAUUAAAGGCGUUGGUUUUACAAGCCCUGAAAAAAGAUAGUACCCAAUAUUCGAAAUUAGAGAAAGCGGAUAUUUUAGAAAUGACGGUGAAACAUCUCAAGUUACUACAAAGACAACAAAUGGCAGUUGCCAUGACGUCAGAUCCGUUUGUGGUUAGCAAGUAUCGUGCUGGAUUUAAUGAAUGUGCUGCCGAGGUGGCUAGAUAUCUUGAUGGCGUCCAAGGUGCAAAUCACGAGGUCAAAGGUCGUGUUCUUAAUCAUCUAGCUAAUUGUAUCAGUCAACUUCCGCCUCCACAAGCGGCACAACUCUUGCCAUCGCAUAUACAGGCCUUGCAAAUGCAGUCAGCCAAUCAAAUGUCGUCGUCUGGGUUAGCCUUGAAUUCUAUUGGCUCAUACAACACUAUGUGGAACCUUGUGCAAAACGGAUUACCUAGUCAAACCCAUAUUCCUACACCGGUAUAUCAGAUUCCUCCGACAGCGAAAGUAGAACCCCUACGUCAGUCUGAAUCAAAGUCUCCGAAACUAAGAGAACCAUUGAAAGAUGUUAAAAUGGAAAGUAAACAAGAGGUCAUGGACAUAAAACGAAUCAUGAACGAAGCACCUUCAAGUUUCCGAAUGCCGGAACGAAGUAGUCCCAAACAAGCUACAGAGGCGAUCUCCAUUUCCAUAAAAACAGAGCGAGAACCAACAUUUGGUCCACCUGUUCCAAAAUUGGACAAUAACAUGAACAUUUUAGAGGCACCGAAUUUGGACAAUGACAACAUGUGGCGUCCAUGGUAACGGGUGACUUGUUUUAGAUUUUAAAGAUGUCUGUGCAGGCUAUGACAAACUGUUGUGAAAAUGAAGCCAAGUUUUAAAUUAAAUAGAAUGUGUUAUGGAGCGGAUUCCUUGUUAUAAAAUUAUUUUUGUAUUGAAUGUUAACUAUGCAGUGUUUCGGACUAGGCAGUCCGCUUAGUUCUUGGGGACCAACUUUGGAUUAUUGUGUUUACUGAGGAAUUGACAUUGACCUAUAUAUGACGUCACUUAUAUGACGUCACUAGUGUGAUAAGCAUUUCAUUCUACACAUUCCCUACAUGUGUAAAAAAUCAUUUUGUAUAUUCGAUAUUUUUUAUCAUAAAAUUCGAAUGAUUUAACUUUAAGUUUGAAAACAGUUGCAAAUUACGUAGUAAACCUUCUAUGCAUUCAUGACUUGCAAAUGUAUGUGAAAAAUGUUCUUCCGUUUUGUAUAUUCGCAUUCUUGUUAAAUUCUAACUAUAUAGAAAGGAUAAGAUUGUAAGGUUACAUGAAAAUUACACCUUGACAGGAUGCUUUAAAGAUACAUUGGGGUUUAACGUCCAUUCGACAAAAACUAAGUCAUUUCGGGACUAACAUACGGUUCAAUUCUAUUUCUAUAAUUCGCUUGCGCGUAAUGGUCUUUAGCAGUGGGAGGAAACCGGAGGAUCCGGAGAAAAUCCACGAGGUUGGACAGGUGACCCAGCUCCUUGCCACGUACAAGCAGGGAAUUAAAACCACGACACUUGACUGUAUGACAGACCUUCUGAUCCAACGCGCACGCGUUAACCAUUCGUCCCACGCCCCGGUUGGUGCAGAAAAUUAGGAUGGCUUUGAUAUUAAGUGGAUUAGCCUAUGCCCGCCAUAUAUACGUUGAACGAUGAUAUGACGGCAUCCACUAAUAUAACAAUAACGGUCAGCUCUUUAUCUAAAUGUAACAUAAUGCAUCUUUAAUUGCUCAACCAAUGUAUCUAUACAUUUCUUUCUCUUUCUUCGGAUGGGACGAAAAAUCCGAGACACACGUAUGUACUCGUUGGCAUGUACGUAAAGAAACUUUGACAUUUGUAAGUCGAUGAAUAUUUGACAGAAAAACCCAUGCUUGAACCCAUGUUUGAACAUAAUUUCAACUGCAUGGAUGGUCUGUCUUCUUAGGUCUGUUGGUCCAUAAAAGAAGGAUGUAAAACUCCAUUACAUUUCAUUUCUGUUUAUCAUUGAUAUGAUAGUGAAAUGAUAUUAAAUUGACAUGAACAAACCGGGAAUAUGUGGUGUGCUAUGAGGGGAAUUUUGCUCAGGUAGCGCGAUAGGUGUCACUCUUAUUUCGUAUUCCAACUGUCGACCGAGCUCGGUUUUCCACCCCAUCCGAAGGACGAAACACAGUUUCUUGCCAGGCUCUCCGUCCUCCACUACUGACAAGGGGAAACCACGCUAGACAAUUUCCGAGGUACUUUUUCGUCCAAUAUAUAUGAUAGUACAUACAAUAUGUUGACUAGAAUUGCAUGUCGAAUGAAGUGCCUUAUUAUUAUUAUUAUUAUUUACAAAAUUUAAUCAUACAGACUAUUUAUAUUUUGAUAUGAAAAAAGUUUACAUCUAACGCAUCAGUAUAUUAUAUACCACAGAAUCCUCAAACGAAAGUUGUGCCGACAGGCCUGGAAAUAACGGUUUUAGAUGUACCCGACAAAAUGGCAGGCGCUAAUGAAAUAGUACCUGACAUUUUUAAAUUAGUGCCGGACAUGUAUUAAUAAUAUCAAAAAAAAGACAAAUCAGUGCCGGACAAAAUGACAGACACCAGAGGUUUUGUGCCUGACAAAGCCUGAAUCUGUGUCUGACAUUGUCUGUGACAGGUGCCGUAUUUCCAGGCUUGUCUGCCGAAUGCUAUCACCGAGCUCUUUAAGUCAAUUUUCUAUCACGAUUAUUAUGUAAGGCCAGACAAAUUUGAUUUUCUGUUUUUCGAUAACACCGAGGAAGAAAAAUGUCCUUCUUAUUUCUUCAACUAAAAGUACAUGAUUGUGCUGUUCAAAAGGUUUUAGUUUAGUGAGGGAUAAGCCAAUGAAACGGUCUGUAACUGCAACUUCUUCAUGUGCCAUGCACGGAACUGUGGGUAAGCCACUAGAAACGUCAACGCUGAUGCCAUAGGGUUGAAAGCCGCUUGUACGACCCCUGACACAACCUUCGAGUACAACUUGUCAGAUCUGCAUGUAGUAGUGUAGUGUAGGCCAUCGAAAGUAUAAAAAAAAACUAAACGAAAUAUAGAUCUGUAUUUUAAUCAGAUUAGAAAAACAGAAAAUCAAAUUGGUUUGUCCUUAUGAGUAUUUUGAAUGAAAAUCAAACUGUUUUGACCUUAUGAAUAUUUUGAACUGUUUUUAGUGUACAUAGUUUAUGACAUAUUCGCCAUUGUUAAGUGCUUAAAACGAUUAAAUUUGUUGACCUUAUGAAUUAUUUGUUGGGAAUAAAUAUUUUGAAAUAUU